ACGCGCGGCGCGGCCGGCGUCUUCCUCCGCGGAUCCAUCCCUCCUCCUCCUCCUCCUCUUGCUGUCCUUGUGGCGAACAGGCGAAGGCAAGCAACAGCGCAGAUCUCUCUCCCCUUCGCUCGUCCACCUCCGCGCCGCGCCUCGCCUCGCCUCGCCUUGCCAUUUCGGAGCUUGGUUUCUUUCCCCUUUUGGUUUCGGUUGGAUUUCAAUUGUUAGUUUAUUGGAGGGAAGAGAAGAAGUUGGGGGUGGGGAGAAGGCGUUAGGUGGGCGGCUGCGUGCUCCGCCUCGGGAGAAGGUCAAAAGAAAUCCCCCACCACCAACCCAGCCCAGAAUCCGCCAUUGCUCUUCCUUUUCUCCUCCGUCCGUAGCCAAAGGCGCCGGCUUUCCUGACUCCGGUGGUUUCCCUCCACCCACGCCAGAUUGAUUGAUUGAUUGUUCGAUUCCUUUUGUCGGGGGAGGAAGAGGAACACGAGUCCGGAGAGAUGUGCCCGCUGCGGGUGAUCCUCAUCUUCCUCUCCGCCACCAUCGCCGGCUUCUUCCUCAUCAGGGGGCUCAACGCCGAGCCCGACCAGUUCGACGCCGACGCCGACGAGUCGGAAACCCCCCGGGCGCCCCUGCCUCUGCAUUCCAAGGUUGGAUCGGCUGUGAAAACAGGGUUCUGGACGAUGGUGGACAUGGCAAGUGGGCGGUACCUCUGGCGCACCCUUGUUGCCCAACCUGCGAAAUCGGAAUCCGAUAAGGCCCGGUGACGAAUGCUCAAUUGUUCAUAAAUAAAUUAUCUCAUCUCGCGGAUGGAGUGCCACAUAGGUGAAGACUGGUAGUCUGGUACAAUCCUGUUGUUGUUACAUAUUGGUAUAAUGGUGUUGGUGUGUAAUAUGAGAUGGUGGAAGAUGUUACACGGGGAUUAUAUAUUAAAGUAACUUUGCAAAAAAUUUCAUGUGUUGAGCCUUGUGUUGUGUAAGACUGGAAGUGGGUGCUAUGCUGGAAAUGUGUACUUUGGCCAUGAGAUUUGGGUCAAGGUUUGCAGGUUUUGUCUUUCAACUAAACCCACGCUUAAAUGUGGGACUUGAAAUAUAGAAUACAAGUGAGUACCUGGAAUA
Sorghum bicolor (sorghum) is the source of this 1100-nucleotide messenger RNA. RefSeq lists its product as uncharacterized. The record is from RefSeq and is a predicted model, not a curated record. The coding region runs from base 483 to 749 and encodes 88 amino acids. Lineage: Eukaryota; Viridiplantae; Streptophyta; Magnoliopsida; Poales; Poaceae. The transcript is spliced from 2 exons.